UGUGUAUUUCAAGCUACACAUUUUCAGGACCUUUCUCCAAUAUACCAUUAUUCUGAAUUCUCUUUAACAUCCUGUCUCCUGUCUGACAGUUCAGCAAUCUGAAAGGAAGAUGGAACACAUUGAAGUUAUGCUGAUUCUGUUACUGCUCUAUAUUUGCUAUGUAACAGGGAAUGGGCCUGUCCCAGUGAUUGGCCGUGUAGAAGGUUCUGUCCUACUGCCAUACUGUCAGCCAGUUUCAGUCGUUGAAGUAACUUGGGAUUUUCCAUGCAAUGGACACAGAGUAAAAGUGGCCGAAUUCAGAAACCAAAAGUUUAGUAUCACCGGGGAGGAGUUCCGCAGCCGCAUGGAUUGCUGUGAUAAUGGAACCUCAGUAAUGAUAAGAAAUCUGACAGUGAACGACAGUGGGAUCUACACAGCACUCAUUUAUGACACUGAACACAGAAGACAUGAAAUAUCUUAUAAUCUCACAGUAUUCGAGCUGGUUCCCAAGCCAGAAAUAAAGUGGGAAAAGAAGUGGAAUGAAGAUGGCCAGUGUUAUUAUACACUGAACUGUUCUGUCCAAUCAGACUCCCCAGCGCUGUCCUACAGUUGGAUGUACAGAUAUAAUAACUCUGAGUAUCAACACUAUGCAAAUGGGAGCACAAUCCAAAUCUCAGCACACAAGAACACACGGGAAUUUCUCUGCUUGGUACAAAAUCCUGUGAACGAGGAAAAUACCGCUUUUGUUGUAUCAACCUGUCCAGAGAAAGGAAAUAAAAGAAUAGAAGAAGUGCUGAUUCUCAGUGUAAUUACAAGUGUGUGUUUCCUUGCUGCUGUAUUUGGGUUUCUGAUUCUAAGAAAAAGUCGGCUUGUCAAAAAGAAUCAUGAUAUUAUAUAUACUGGUAUUGGAGGUUUUCCACUGAAAAGUACCAAUCAGAACGUGUGUAAUCAAAAUGGAACCAACAGAAAACCUUUGCUAUACCCAGAAACAACCUAUGUUGAUGUCAAGCGAUAGCUGGCUCUCAAAUGGGAGUCACUGACCCUGAAAAACAAAACAUGUAUUUCUACAGUUUUAUUGCCACUUAUCGUUCUAUUAAGGCCCACUCCUCUUCAUCUUCCUGCCUCUCAUUCAAACCAAGGCCUGGUUGCUAGGGUUAAUUAGACCGGGAAGCUGCAUUCUCUAAGCUGAAUGGGAGACCCUGUGGCUGGUUGGGUUUCGGUCUUGAAUGUUGGCUAAAGUGGUGGAGCGGUGGAUACAUCGACUGCCCUGAUUCAUUUGAAUAGCCCCAUACAGCAAGCAAGAACUGAAAUGGAGAUGGACUUUUGGGGAACAUUUAUCAUAACCCACAAUAAACAGCACAACUGACUUUCUAUAUAGCACAGAAAAGCCACAAGUUAAUAUAUAAACGCAAUACAAACUGCAUUAAUCUGUCAAAUGCUGCUUUAUCUAAUGGUCUCAGGUAUGUGUAUAGAUUUUAAAGGUCAAAUGAAACUGUGCCAGAGAAUACCAGCCACACCUAAAAGGAGGUAAUUACCCAAUAACCGCUUUUUAAUCAUUUUUUCAUGUUUAAUGAAUUGGCAUUUUGGUAUACUUAAUUGGUACAAAUUGGUGUAUGUAUAUUGUAUUGUAUUGUAUAUUGGUCUAUGUAUGUAUAUUCCUGUACUAUAAAAUGUAGGAUUGUAAUGCAUUCGGAAUGUGCAAUAAGAUUUAAUACAUUUUAUUAUAUUUAUUGGCGAUAUAAUUAAAUGUAUCCAUGAUAUUAAGCAAUAAAGUCAAUAUUUGUUAGCGAAAA
Messenger RNA from Xenopus tropicalis (tropical clawed frog), 1772 nucleotides. RefSeq names its product SLAM family member 9. Lineage: Eukaryota; Metazoa; Chordata; Amphibia; Anura; Pipidae. Gene Ontology annotation, cellular component: membrane. The transcript has 7 exons. The record is from RefSeq and is a predicted model, not a curated record. Bases 110 to 994 code for a protein of 294 amino acids.